UUCCACCGCGGCUACGACCAAGUUAGACAAGCUGAUUUCAUACAGAAGAUCUGCAAUGAAUACCGUAACGAGUGUGAUAAGGGUGAUUAUUGCGAAUACGCUGGAGGUUAUCAAAAAGGGUCUUAUGAUGAUGUUCAUGAUUCUAGAGACUAUGAUGAUUAUGGCGGCAUGAUUGGAGGUAAUUGUGGCUACUACGACUAUGUUGGCUACCCGGGCGUAGUGAGUUUGUAUGAUGAGAAUGUUGAAUUCUGGGGCAGACAUGGAGAAUACGGUUGGUAUGGGUAUGGUGGAUUAGACGACUUUGAUGGGGGUUUGAUGAACUUGAAAAUCGUGGACUUUCUGGUGGCUAUGCGGGUUAUGGUGGAUAUGACAGCGAUAAAAUGGGGCUAUGAAGGUCACUUCGAUGACUGA
Messenger RNA from Alternaria burnsii, 411 nucleotides. RefSeq lists its product as uncharacterized. The annotation marks the transcript as partial. The record is from RefSeq and is a predicted model, not a curated record. Lineage: Eukaryota; Fungi; Ascomycota; Dothideomycetes; Pleosporales; Pleosporaceae. The transcript has 2 exons.